AUGAGGAUGGCCGUGGGCUCCGUCAAGAUGCAGCCGCCGCCGUGCGAGAGCCCGGCGCUGGCCCGGGCGGUGGCGGCGGCGGCGGCGGACAGCGCCCUGCGCCGCAGCCCCAGCGCCCGCGAGCCCGAGCCCGAGCCCGAGCCCGAGCAGCCGGCCGCCCCGCCGCGGCCGCGGCUGCGGGACCUGCCGGCGCUGCUGCGGAGCGGGCUCACGCUGCGGAGGAAGCGGAGCGUCGGCGGCGGCGGCCGGACUCUCCAGAGAAGGAUUUCCAAUCCAUACCUCGAGCACACUUCUUCCCAGAUUUAUGGGGAGAAUUCUUCUUGUGCAGGAAGAGCACUGAGGAAUAUCAUUAUCGUCCAGGCAGCUGAUCUGAUCAAGGACAGAGUGAACCUCAAGGGAUUUUACAGGCGAAGCUGUGUUGGAUCAGAACUGGUCGACUGGCUUCUGGAACACUGUCCUUUCGUCCAGUGCAGAUCCAUGGCCAUAGGGGUCUGGCAGCUCCUACUGGACAUGGGGAUUCUGUCAUCAGUGGAUCAGCAUUUAUACUUUCAGGACACCUACGUUUUCUAUCAGUUUUCAUCUGAUGAAUGUAGCUAUCUAUACUGUGAGUUCGAACGAGAAGAAGAAUGGCAAAAUGGUGUCAAAAUGUUACUGCAGCUUGUGCCUGUCAUUCGCACCAGAGCUGGCCUCUGUGAACUGUCUCAUCGGAAAAUCGAAGACUCGGAAGAAAGCAGUGAUGAAAUUCUUGCGCGUCUAACGUCUGCGGUGCAGAGGGAGCUAGCAGCUGUCAUUGCUUUGAAAGCAAAGAAAUCUGCAAUUGAACAAGACGAGGAGAGCAGUGACAAGCACAUACCCACGGCAGAAGCUGACGGUGCUCCAGAUCCUCAGGCAGGGGUGAUGUGCAAGCUUCAGGGGAGAGAGGACAUCGGGCGCAUCGAGCUGGUCCAGAAGCUGGCGCGGGAGAACUGUCAGUUUUUGCAGACGGACAGAAAAGAACAGGACAAAUCUGAACACGAUGGUGAGGUGACCACAGUCAGGGAGCAGGAGCAGAGCGUCCUGGUGCUGAGGAAGGUGCAGCGUGGUGGCUCGGCCCCCCCAGGAGGGAGUGCCGACAGCGAUUGGAGGUGA
Pipistrellus nathusii (Nathusius's pipistrelle) is the source of this 1128-nucleotide messenger RNA. The record is from the annotation of a GenBank genome assembly. Lineage: Eukaryota; Metazoa; Chordata; Mammalia; Chiroptera; Vespertilionidae.